AUGUCUUCUCUUCGCAUCCCCGGUAUCCCCUACAUGCGCGGUCCUCGUGGCCUCGGUCGCCUCACCGCCGCUUCUGCUUUCCUCCAGCUGCCUCGAAGCCCUGUCAAGUUCAGACGAAACGUUCGGACGUGUGAUAUCCCAUCAACGCCUGUUUGCAAGCUCCCUCGUCGCAUCACACCAGAUGCUCCUCGUCGUCGCGGUUUCCAAGCGACUCCUGCUACCAGUGCCAUUCCUUUCCCAUCACAUGCUCCGUCAAAGCCUCCUUCUCCCACUCGCUAUUGUGUAUGGCCCACUCCUUCCAUGUCAAAGAACGGAGUUAGUCGUGCUCUUCAGAACCGCAGUUAUAAUCCUUCUAGUCCCCUACCGUCACGUAUUCCUGUUGCUGUUGAUAUUCGUUCUGCUCUUCCUGUCAUCCCCUGUCCAUCUGCACUGCGCAAGAGGGUCAACUUUGUUAACCCAAUGACUGCAAUUCACGCGAACGAUGGCUCACCUGUCAAGGCCAAAUCGUCUCGCCGUACUUACCAUCCCAAACCUGAGCUUGUAGCCCGUACUCGUCUGUAUCUCAAGCUUGCUCAAAUUCGCAAAUCAAUGGUCAGCCGCAGUGCCAAUCCGCUUCGAAGCAUCCUUGUACGACCUGGUUCGGAAAAGGUUGCAAAGAAGAAGGGAGUUCGCUUCGGCCCGACUCUGAUUCGUGAAGUAAACUACUGGAUUGACCGAAAACGAAACGUCUUCCAAGAUGGUGGCCUUUGGCAAAUGGGCAGAUUGCAAGGCUGGCGCAUUACCCCCCUGUCUACUCCGAACGAGGACGGAGAGACUGAAAAGUACAUGACCAUGUGGGGACACGACCACAAUGUAAUUGAAUGUCCACAUGAAGGUUGUGUCUGGGGAUCUAUUGCUCUGUUUGUCAAGUACUGUCGGCUGAAGAGAAUGGACCUAGGUUGUGAAGGAGAAAACCUCAUGCCUCUUUGGAGUGCCUAUCGACAGAAGGCGCGUGAUGCAGGCUAUGAUUAUCUCUAAUCUUCCCCUCAUGUAUCUCUCUCCGCUUGUUGCCCAUUAUGUAUCCCUCCAUGUAUUCCCUCACGCAUCCCUUCAUGUACCCUUCAUGUAUCUGAUGUAUUGGCCGCAUGUACUCAUUGGGACUCUUAUGUACUGCCCAGUCAUGUUUCCUUUUAUCUACCAUGUACUGACCAGAUGUACUCCUUUCUGCUCUCAUGUAUUUCUCAAUCAUGUCCGAUUUUCUUUCGUCUCCCCGGCCUUCUGGUACAGGAGUCUGCUUCGGUCUAAUCAUCUUCGAUAUUCGAAAGUCCCUCUUUGGCGCGCAACCACCUCGGAUUUG
This is a messenger RNA of Talaromyces stipitatus ATCC 10500, 1336 nucleotides long. RefSeq lists its product as uncharacterized. The transcript has 2 exons. Lineage: Eukaryota; Fungi; Ascomycota; Eurotiomycetes; Eurotiales; Trichocomaceae. The record is from RefSeq and is a predicted model, not a curated record. Bases 1 to 1017 code for a protein of 338 amino acids.